Protopterus annectens (West African lungfish) is the source of this 972-nucleotide messenger RNA. RefSeq names its product anthrax toxin receptor 2-like. Bases 231 to 917 code for a protein of 228 amino acids. Lineage: Eukaryota; Metazoa; Chordata; Ceratodontiformes; Protopteridae. The transcript has 12 exons. The record is from RefSeq and is a predicted model, not a curated record. Gene Ontology annotation, cellular component: membrane. Gene Ontology annotation, molecular function: signaling receptor activity.
CAAAGAUCGCAGACAGCAAGAAGGCAGUCUUUCCAGUUAGAGGAGGAUUUCAGGCACUUAAAGGCAUAAUCGAUUCUAUUUUAAAGCAGUCAUGCACAGAAAUUAUUACUGUAAAGCCAUCAAGUGUAUAUGUGGGUGAUACAUAUGAUAUUGUGUUGUCUGGAAGAGGAUUCACACUAGGUAAACAUGUGACCUGCAGUUUCCAUGUGAACUCAUCUACCACCAUCAAUAUGAAGCCACACAUAGUACAAGAUGGUUACUUGCUUUGCCCAGCACCUGUACUACACACUACUGAUGAAACUAUGGAUGUCCAAGUGAGCUUGAACAAUGGUAACGCAUUCAUCACCAGUUCAGUGAAGAUUACAGCUACAAAAUGUUCUAGUGGCUCUGCUGUGGCAAUUGCCUUCUUAGUGAUUGCACUAAUAACAGCCCUGCUCCUCUUUUGGUGGUUCUGGCCCCUGUGCUGUAAAGUGGUAAUCAAAGAUCCUCCACCCCCACCACCACCUUCAAAAGAAGAACCAGAAGAAGUCCCAGAGGCUAAAAAGAAAUGGCCAACUGUGGAUGCAUCCUACUAUGGUGGCAGGGGUGUUGGUGGAAUCAAACGAAUGGAGGUUCGAUGGGGAGAUAAGGGAUCCACAGAAGAGGGGGCACGGCUAGAAAAGGCCAAAAAUGCUGUUGUGAUUAUCCCUGAGGAAAAUGAAGAGCCUAUUUUUCCAAAACCAUCCAAGCUCAAGCCUGCCUUUCAGGAACAGCACAAGUGGUACACCCCAGUUAAGGGUCGACUGGAUGCAUUGUGGGCACUAAUGAGGCACCAGUAUGAUCGAGUUUCUUUAAUGAGACCACAGGCUGGUGAUAAGGGUCGUUGCAUUAAUUUCACGAGAGUCUCAGCUGAAUCAGGAAAUGAUAUCCAUCUCUGAAUACUGAAGAACUUCAAAAUUUCAACUUAACUAAAUGUAUAUAGCUCAUACUGCA